This is a messenger RNA of Nothobranchius furzeri (turquoise killifish), 1622 nucleotides long. It is a transcript of the gene psmc4, whose product is annotated as proteasome 26S subunit, ATPase 4. Gene Ontology annotation, biological process: proteasome-mediated ubiquitin-dependent protein catabolic process. NCBI's taxonomy places the organism in Eukaryota, Metazoa, Chordata, Actinopteri, Cyprinodontiformes, Nothobranchiidae. Gene Ontology annotation, cellular component: proteasome regulatory particle, base subcomplex. The record is from RefSeq and is a predicted model, not a curated record. Gene Ontology annotation, molecular function: ATP binding; proteasome-activating activity; ATP hydrolysis activity.
CUCAGCGCCAAUGCCCAAGACGUCAUUGCGUCAAACAGAAGAAAAUUUCAACAUGGAUGACUUCGUAGCUGUAGAAAAGAGCCCUGAAGAAAUGCCGUCAGUCCUGAGCUCCAGACCUCAGACCGGUCUGUCCUUUUUGGCACCAGAACCAGAAGACCUGGAGGACCUUUAUACCAGAUACAAGAAGCUACAGCAGGAGCUGGAGUUCCUGGAGGUCCAGGAAGAGUACAUCAAAGAUGAACAGAAGAACCUGAAGAAGGAGUUCCUGCAUGCUCAGGAAGAGGUGAAGAGGAUACAGAGCAUCCCUCUUGUCAUUGGCCAGUUCCUGGAGGCCGUGGACCAGAACACAGCUAUUGUUGGCUCCACUACAGGGUCCAACUACUACGUACGCAUCCUGAGCACGAUUGACCGAGAGCUGCUGAAGCCCAACGCCUCGGUGGCUCUUCACAAACACAGCAACGCUCUGGUGGACGUCCUUCCUCCUGAGGCCGACAGCAGCAUCAUGAUGCUGACCUCAGACCAGAAGCCUGAUGUGAUGUACGCCGACAUCGGUGGGAUGGACAUUCAGAAGCAGGAAGUCAGAGAGGCGGUGGAGCUGCCCCUCACACACUUUGAGCUCUACAAGCAGAUUGGCAUCGACCCGCCUAGGGGCGUGCUGAUGUACGGACCUCCAGGCUGUGGGAAAACCAUGUUGGCCAAAGCUGUGGCACAUCACACCACAGCGGCGUUCAUCCGAGUGGUGGGCUCAGAGUUCGUCCAAAAGUACCUCGGUGAAGGUCCUCGUAUGGUGCGGGACGUCUUCCGGCUGGCCAAGGAGAACGCUCCUGCCAUCAUCUUCAUCGAUGAGAUCGACGCUAUCGCCACUAAGCGUUUCGAUGCUCAGACUGGAGCUGACAGAGAAGUGCAGAGAAUUUUACUGGAGUUGCUGAACCAGAUGGAUGGCUUUGAUCAGAACGUCAAUGUGAAGGUGAUCAUGGCCACCAAUCGAGCCGACACUCUGGACCCUGCCCUGCUCCGUCCCGGCCGUCUGGACAGGAAGAUUGAGUUCCCGCUGCCUGACCGCAGACAGAAGCGUCUCAUUUUCUCCACCAUCACCAGCAAGAUGAACCUCUCUGAGGAGGUGGACCUGGAGGACUAUGUCGCCCGACCAGACAAGAUCUCUGGAGCCGACAUCAACUCCAUCUGCCAGGAGGCUGGCAUGUUAGCGGUGCGUGAGAAUAGAUACAUCGUCCUCGCCAAAGACUUUGAAAAAGCCUACAAGACCGUCAUCAAGAAGGACGAGCAGGAGCAUGAGUUCUACAAGUAGAGAGAAACCAGCCACACGUUACAUCUCUGAUUGAUUUCCGUCUAUCUGCAGUGUGUCUUUGUGGAUCUAUGACCUGCAUUGAUUUUUGGACUAAAUUUACUCUCUGCAGCAGCUGAAGUCAGGUUAUCCUCAGUCUCAAUGUGACUUUCCACCACAAUAGAGAAUUAUUUGAUACCAGCGCUCUGCUGGUUCUUAUUAACAUCUGGCCCUGACUGUAGCUAGAAACAUUUAUAUCUGUAUGUUCUCAUUUCACUGAUCCAUCAAAAAGAUCCAUUAAACGUGUUUUCCACAAAAUAAACAGUUGUGAUUGUUUUUA